Molecule: messenger RNA, 1242 nt
Organism: Clupea harengus (Atlantic herring)
Lineage: Eukaryota; Metazoa; Chordata; Actinopteri; Clupeiformes; Clupeidae
Gene: impa1
Product: inositol monophosphatase 1
Biological process (GO): inositol metabolic process; phosphatidylinositol phosphate biosynthetic process; signal transduction
Molecular function (GO): inositol monophosphate 1-phosphatase activity
Source: RefSeq, a predicted model, not a curated record
GGCGACCAUAUUGAACAUUUCGUUAUUGUCGCUGUUUACACGCUGCCUUGGCUCCCCUAUUUACAGGUGAGCUUACAUUUGCCUUCACAUUUUAUGAGGAAGGCCAAUACCCAGCCAUCAUGCCAGACCUUUGGCAAGAAGCCAUGGACCACGCUGUGGUCUUGGCUCGGAAGUCUGGAGAGAUUGUCAGGGAGGCGCUGCAGAAUGAGAUGAAGGUCAUGUGCAAGAGUUCCUCGGUAGACCUGGUCACCAAGACUGACCAGAAGGUGGAGCAGCUCAUCAUCGCUUCUGUCAAAGACAAGUUUCCCACACACAGCUUCAUAGGAGAGGAGUCUGUGGCGGCUGGGCAGCCUUGUAUUCUUUCAGACAACCCAACUUGGAUUGUUGACCCUGUGGAUGGGACCACCAACUUUGUGCAUGGAUACCCAUUUAUAGCCAUUUCAAUUGGAUUUGCUGCUGAUAAGCAGCUUGAGUUUGGAGUGGUUUACAGCUGUCUGGAGGAUAAGAUGUACACAGCUCGGAAGGGCAAGGGGGCCUUUUGUAAUGGCCAGCCUCUUCAAGUGUCUGACCAGACAGAUAUCAAUCAGUCCAUCAUUGCCACAGAGUUUGGCUCUAACAGAGAUCCAGAGGUUGUUGACAAGAUUUUUUCCAGCAUGAGAAAAGUCCUAUGCCUCCCUAUCCAUGGGAUGCGAGGUGCAGGCACUGCUGCUACCAACAUGUGUCUGGUGGCCGCAGGCUCCGCGGAGGCCUACUAUGAGAUCGGCAUUCACUGCUGGGAUAUCGCUGCUGGCGCUGUCAUUGUGUCGGAGGCAGGGGGAGUCCUCAUGGAUGUGGGAGGAGGACCAUUAGACAUGAUGUCCAGAAGAGUGGUGGCAGCCAACAACAAGACAAUCGCACAAAGACUGAUCAAGGAGAUCGAGGCAUAUCCUGCCACAAGAGAUGAUGCUCCAAUAGAUUCAAAGGAAUGAAGCCAUUGAAUCAUUUUAAUUUAAAUUUUAUUUCGUUAUAGUAAGGGAAGUCAUUUUAUUUGGGUCAUAGGUCUGAUGAUGUACAGCAGUAGUGAAUGACAAGAAACAGUCAAUUGUUGGUUAUAGUAAAGGUAUGACAAUGGUUUAAUUUUGUUAAGUUCUUGCAUAAUUUAAGGUAAACACUGACAGUAUAAAUUAUAUUUUGUAUUCUGCACUGUGCACAUGCCAGUUAUUUAAUAGUAUGGUUUUGAAAAUACACAUUAUGAAAGACCAA